GUUGGGACCAAGUAUUCAUGUUGGUGGAAGAGCGUAUUAAAGUUUCUCCGUAUAUCGCCACGAUGGGAGCUGCACAAAUAAAGCUGUCUCCUAUCGGAAUUGUUGUUCUAGGACUUGUUUUCGUCGCAAUAAUCUAUUACUUAUCCACAGAUGGUGGAAGUGGGGAAUUCUCCCAGAGAUACUUUGAAGGCGAAGACACAGUAUCGAUAGAGAAAUUGAUCAAAACUGCAAUUCAUCUUGCCGAGAAAGGGGGGGAUGUCGUUCGAAAGAUCCGCAAAGGUGAAGAUUUAGGGGAGGAAAGCAAGGGCCAAACUCUUGAAGGAGCCAACAAUCCUGUAACACAGGGAGACAUGUUAUCUCAUCGGGCUAUGUAUUAUGGCUUUAAGAAGGAAUUUCCGAGGUUAAAUGUGGUGUCUGAAGAACAUGACCAUGGUGAUGUCGAUUUAAAAGAUGUCAAAUCUCCUGAUAUCUCUGAAAUUAAGCUUGAUGGCAAGCUCCAUAACAAGGAAGAUGAGGUUGUAUCUGCUGGCAGUCUUCUCAUAUGGAUAGACCCACUAGAUGCCACACAAGAAUAUACAGAAAAUCUUGUUCAAUAUGUUACCACAAUGAUUUGUAUCGUCGUUAAUGGAAAGCCUGUAGCAGGGAUAAUUCAUAAACCUUUUCUUCAGGAGACGUACUGGGCUUGGGUUGGCCACGGAUCCUCAGGUAAUAUAGAUGUGCCACCAGAAAAAGAUUCUGCUUUGAAAAUGCCAAAGGUCAUUGUUUCAAGGUCUCAUGCUGGUGAAGUAAAUGCCACGGUUCGGUCAGCGUUUGGUCCUCAAUCCAUGGUGAUACCCGCGGGUGGAGCAGGGUACAAGGUUUUGUCGCUAUUUGAGGAUAAAGCCAAUUGUUAUGUUCACGUAACACUAAUCAAAAAAUGGGACAUCUGCUCAGGAGAUGCCUUGUUGAGAACACUUGGGGGAAAGAUGACAACAUUAGAUAAUGAAGAAAUUGAGUAUGGUGAUGGUUCUAAACCAGCUAACGAGAAAGGACUUGUUGCAGCAUUACACAAUCAUGCAGAGUAUCAAGAGAAGCUCGCACAUGGAUUAAAAUCAUAGGAAUGGGAAAAUACAGUGGUCCUAAUUUAUUGAUAAUUUAUUGCCUUUAGCUAUAAGCAAAAACUAGAGUAUUUUGAAAUUUAGUGCAUACAUAAUGUAAAGAGGCACUUGAAUUAGUUGACGGCAUCCAAUUAGGGAAUAUUUGAAGGAGAAAUCUUUAUUGUGUAGGGUUUUUAACUUGUACAGUGUAUGUUGCAGAGCAACAUAAAGAAAGGAAGAAAUAUGGGUUACUUAAGAUUCAUUAGCAUCAAUGUAAAUUUUUCAAAAUUUAUGACAAAGAAAACCUGUAUCAUACUUUUUUCAUCUGUUGUAUUUUAAUUAUACAAUGCAAAUGUUUUCUCUGCUGCUAGUGAAAUGAAUCUAUGGCAGGGAUAUCACUCUAGUGCACAAAGCAUUUUUCAAACUACAAGCGUUACUUUUUACUUAAGUGUUAUUUAAUAUUGUAUUUGCAGCACAAUUACAGUAUGUAUGACAAGGAGUUGGUAUUUCAAAUACAUUGAAAGGUCAACAGUUUUGUGCAGACUUAACUCUCUAACUCAUAGAAGUGGUUAACAUGUAACUUCUCCCUAUAAUUUCUACAUAUUAUCGAGCCAACAGGUAAUGAGAAUACUCAAACCUAUCAGGUUUGAUUUAACACCAAAUUCUUGCAGCUAGAUGGGAGAACUGAUUAUAAGAUUUUUGGGAGUUUCAGGGUUAAUGCCUAAAAUUUUAUUGUAAUUGCAUUUUGGCUUUUAUAGCAGUACUAUUUAAGUUGUUCGGGUGUGGGAGGAUUGGGUGUCUUGUGAAAUGUGCAGAACAUGGUCACAAGACCUCUAUGAAGUCAUUGUACUUAAUUUUUGAUGAACAAUCAGUCAUGUCAAAAAACAUUUGACUUAUUGAUAAGGGGAAUCAUACUAAUUACCAUCUAACUCUCUUCUAAAUGUUUUUACUUUAUGUUUUUAUUAGUUAUUAAAUCCGUCUUGCAAAAACUGAUGUGACAAAAGUAAUAUAUCUUUGGGAUAAUGAUAAUAUAAAGAACAACAACAAAUGCAUUAAAUUUUUUUCAUGGAA
This is a messenger RNA of Stylophora pistillata, 2147 nucleotides long. RefSeq names its product inositol monophosphatase 3. Gene Ontology annotation, cellular component: endomembrane system. Gene Ontology annotation, biological process: phosphatidylinositol phosphate biosynthetic process. Gene Ontology annotation, molecular function: 3'-nucleotidase activity. The record is from RefSeq and is a predicted model, not a curated record. NCBI's taxonomy places the organism in Eukaryota, Metazoa, Cnidaria, Anthozoa, Scleractinia, Pocilloporidae.